This is a messenger RNA of Fusarium sp. VM40, 1626 nucleotides long. Lineage: Eukaryota; Fungi; Ascomycota; Sordariomycetes; Hypocreales; Nectriaceae. The record is from the annotation of a GenBank genome assembly.
AUGAAUAACGAUCAAUUCCGCAAGCUUAUAGCUUCGAACUCGAAGACGAGCUCUGCGGGUAAAGAUGGUACUUCCACACCCUCAUCUCAAGCUGGUGGGAAUGCGCUGGGUUCGAGACAACGGUCGAGCAUCCCGAUGACGCCACGCGCUGUAGCGGGUGCUCAAGCAGAUUUUGCGCGACAACUUGCUGAACGAAAUAAUGCGACCCGGCCCCAAAGAAAGUUCAAGUCCUACAACCCCAAGGGCGUCAAACUCGCCUCAGGUUACGUCGAUCGAUCGAAGGAACGUGAGGAGGAAACAGAAGACGAUCGGGUAGAGAAACUCAAGGAGCUCGAUGAACAACUCAAGAACGAAGAGAUUGACCAAGAGACAUUUGAGAAGCGACGAUUCGAAAUCGCUGGCGGUGAUUUAAGCAGCACUCAUUUAGUCAAGGGCCUGGACUUUAAGCUUCUUCAAAGAAUCCGACAAGGAGAAGAUAUCUAUGGAGAGAAGAGGGACGACACCGAACAACAAGCCGAACCUGAACCAGAGCCUGAAGUCGAUGUUGAUGACGAGUUUGAGCAGCUGGAAGGACAAGAAGUCCAGGCAGCACCAAAAGAACGGACGGAGACGAAAAAGAAGGGCCAGUUAUCGACAGUAUCACUAGCACCCGGGAAGAAGCGAACGCGCGAUCAAAUUUUGGCUGAAUUGAAGGCAGCAAGAGAAGCAGCUAAAGCAGCGCAGGGGAAUGCGCUUGGAGAUCGAUUCAAGAAAGUCGGGAUCACACAGAAAGCAGGAUCACGAAUAGAGCGAGACAGCAAAGGACGAGAGGUUUUGAUCAUUGUGGACGAGGAUGGACACGAGAAGAGAAAGAUUCGCAAAAUCCAACCUGGUGCCGAGAAGGAAGACGAGGCCGAUCGCAACGGACUCCUUAUGCCAGAUAAGGAUGCAAAGCCGCUUGGAAUGGAAGUCCCAGAACAGUUUAGGAAAGAGGAGGAACCCGAGGAGGACGAAGACGUCGACAUAUUUGAUGGCGUGGGCGAUGACUAUGAUCCCCUGGCUGGCAUGGACGGCACAGAUUCCGAGUCCGAUGCGGAUGAAGAGUCAAAAGAGGAAGAGAAGCAAGCGAAAACCGAACAAGAGAUUGCUGAUGACGCUUCAAUGCCACCACCACCAAGACCGCAGGUAUCUCGGAACUACUUCCAGGGAUCCAAGACAGGACUUGUGUCAGAGGAGGAAAGCAAAGCACCGUCGAUGUCAGACCCAGCAAUCAUGGCAGCAUUCAAGCGUGCAGCAGCCCUCAACCCGAUCAAGAGAGACAAGGUCGCUGCUGAAGAUCAAGACGACGAAGAACGAGAAGAGGAAGCACAGAAGGUUAUGGAAGAGAAGAGAAAGAGACUGCUCCAAAUGGCAGACCGAGACGACGAAGAUCUUGAUAUGGGCUUCGGCACCAGUCGCUUUGCUGAUGAGGAAGACUUUGACGAGACCAAAGUCAAACUCUCGAACUGGGGAGACAAAGACGAUGACGGGGAAGGGCAAUCAAAAGGUGGACAAUCAAAACGGAAGAGGGCUCCAAAGAAGAGAAAGGGCGACGUCAAUAAUGCUGCUGAUGUGUUGCGGGUGAUGGAAGCGCGAAAGAAGUCAUGA